Messenger RNA from Prosopis cineraria, 2244 nucleotides. Its product is annotated as protein REDUCED WALL ACETYLATION 1. The record is from RefSeq and is a predicted model, not a curated record. Lineage: Eukaryota; Viridiplantae; Streptophyta; Magnoliopsida; Fabales; Fabaceae. Gene Ontology annotation, molecular function: acetyltransferase activity. Gene Ontology annotation, cellular component: Golgi apparatus. Gene Ontology annotation, biological process: xyloglucan metabolic process; plant-type secondary cell wall biogenesis; xylan biosynthetic process.
UACUGUGCAAAAGAGGGCGGGAGAGAGGAGGGGAGAGAGACGUUCCUUCCGACAUUUUCUCUCUUCUUGAAGAAAACUCUUCUUCGCAUUCAGAUCCUUCCCUCACCCCCUCUCUCUAGGUUCCUGUUGUUCGUGUUUUUGAUCGUUCUCUGACACAUCCUGUCAAAUCGGACGCUUCAAAUCCGCGGUUUUAAGCCAGUUACUUCGCAUCGAGAAUGGUGGUUCCGGGGCCAAUUACUCCUGGGCAGGUGUCUUUCGUGCUGGGUUUUAUUCCGGUUUUUGUUGCAUGGAUAUAUUCAGAGUACUUGGAGUAUAAGAGAACAUUGUCUCCUCCUAAGACUCAUUCAGAUACCAGUGAUGUUGAUGAAUUGGGCAAAGGUACGAAGGAAGAUGAUCAGGCUGCUUUGCUGGAAGCAGAGCGUGUGAGAUCAGCAUCUGCAAAAUUCAAAGCUUCAUCCAACAAAUUGAACGUCAAUAGAUUUUUUAUUAUGGAUGGCUCUUUCUUGCUGGAGAAUCGAGCAACUUUGAGGGCAAUGUCUGAAUUUGGUUUAAUUCUGCUUUAUUUCUACUUAUGUGACCGCACAAACUUACUGGGAGAUUCUACUAAGAGUUACAGUCGGGAUCUUUUCCUUUUCCUCUACCUCCUCCUCAUUAUAGCUUCAGCCAUGACCUCUUUGAAGAAGCACAGUGACAAAUCAGCAUUUUCUGGCAGAAGCAUACUUUACCUUAAUAGGCAUCAAACAGAGGAGUGGAAAGGAUGGAUGCAGGUCCUCUUUCUUAUGUACCAUUAUUUUGCUGCAAUGGAGAUAUACAAUGCAAUACGUGUUUUCAUAGCCGCAUAUGUCUGGACGACUGGAUUUGGCAACUUCUCCUAUUAUUAUGUCCGAAAAGAUUUUAGCCUUGCACGCUUUGCUCAGAUGAUAUGGCGGCUUAAUUUUUUGGUUGCCUUCUGUUCUGUUGUGCUUAACAAUGACUAUAUGCUUUAUUAUAUAUGUCCAAUGCACACCCUUUUCACUCUGAUGGUGUAUGGAGCACUUGGCGUUUUUAACAAAUAUAAUGAGAAAAGCUCGGUUAUGAAUGCAAAGAUUCUCGCAUGCUUUCUUGUGGUGAUCUUGAUUUGGGAAAUCCCUGGAGUCUUUGACAUUUUAUGGAGUCCAUUUGCUUUCUUUUUAGGGUAUACUGAUCCUGCAAAACCAGAUCUCCCUCGAAUGCACGAAUGGCAUUUCAGAUCUGGGCUUGAUCGCUACAUCUGGAUAAUUGGAAUGAUUUAUGCCUAUUUCCAUCCAACCGUUGAGAAAUGGAUGGAAAAGUUGGAAGAGUGUGAAACCAAGAGGAAAAUCACAAAAACAGGCAUUGUUUCAGUUUCUUCAUUGGUUGGAUAUUUAUGGUAUGAAUAUAUAUACAAGCUGGAUAAGAUAACAUACAACAAGUUUCACCCUUACACUUCAUGGAUUCCAAUUACUGUUUACAUUUGCUUGCGGAAUUUCACUCAGCAGUUUCGCAGUUUCUCUUUGACCCUCUUUGCGUGGCUGGGCAAGAUAACUUUGGAGACUUACAUUUCACAGUUCCAUAUCUGGUUGAGAUCAAACAUGCCCAAUGGACAACCCAAGUGGCUUCUUUCUAUCAUACCGGGCUAUCCUCUGCUAAACUUUAUGCUUACAACUGCUAUAUACACCUUGAUGUCCUAUCGACUUUUUGACUUAACAAACAUGCUCAAGUCAGUGUUCAUACCAACAAAAGACGAUAGACGGCUGCUGCAAAAUUUUCUCAGUGGAAUUGUGAUUUCCCUUUCUUUGUAUUGCAUUUCGCUGGUUCUGCUUCAGAUUCUCGAUCAGUGAUGGGUUGAAAAUCCAAGACAUUAAAGACAGGUCCCUUCAUUCAAGCCAAAAGAAAAGUAGAUGGAUUAAAAUAAGGAUAAGUGGAAAUGUAAAGUGUCAUACUCGUAUCAUUCUUUGAUACCGCAUCAGACAUAAAAAUGGAUGAAUCGUGGUGGUUAGAAAAGGAAGGGGGUGAACCCCAUCGUUAGUUCAAAUCAAUCUUCCAUGCAUAUGAUAGUUGUUACAUUGCACGUAAAGAGAGAUACAUCUAGGGAAGUGUUAGAAAUUCUGCGUUUCCUUGGAAGAAAUUCAAGAUUUAGUUACCGGUUUAUAUUCUGUUGUACAUCAUUUGUACAUUAUUGGAACAACAGUUGCACUUUUUCAUUGUGUUUGCUUGGAAGAAAUUCAAGAUUUAGUUAAUGAUUUA